CUGCCGGUCCCAAGCCCGGAUAAAAGAGGAGGAUUCAUAGCGGGGCUAACCACCCAGCAUGGGAAAACGGAUAUGGGUAAGAAUACUUCCACAACAGAAAAUACCGGAACCCUUAAAACAAGACGACCCAGGCUGAGGAAAACGGACAAUCGAUUUAGCAUGCUAUUUGGAAUAUGGACCGUAAAGACGAUGCUGCAGGCAGGAAAGAUGAUGGAGGUUGGAGACGUGCUCUGCAAGUACAAUUUGGACCUAAUCACCCUAAAAGAAGUACGGUGGAGUGGGGCUUUUCAAAUUGAUAAGCAAAACUUUACGCUAUACUACAGCGGUGCCACCAAACAGGGUCCGUAUGGCACGGGAUUUAUGGUCGCAUUUAAGUCGCAAACUUAA
This is a messenger RNA of Danaus chrysippus (African queen), 387 nucleotides long. Lineage: Eukaryota; Metazoa; Arthropoda; Insecta; Lepidoptera; Nymphalidae. The record is from the annotation of a GenBank genome assembly.